Molecule: messenger RNA, 234 nt
Organism: Dovyalis caffra
Lineage: Eukaryota; Viridiplantae; Streptophyta; Magnoliopsida; Malpighiales; Salicaceae
Source: the annotation of a GenBank genome assembly
AUGGACUAUCCUGCCAAGGGGCAUGUAAGUGCUAUGAAGAGGACUGCCAAGGAACUUGAUGCUGUGUUAGGAAAUUGGCUGGAGGAACAUCUUAAGAAAAAAGCAGAUGGUGAUAGCGACUUCAUGGACGUGAUGAUGUCCAACCUUCCUGAAGGUGCUGAGAUGUCUGGCUAUUCUCGUCAUGUUGUCAUCAAGGCAACAGCUAUGGUACGUUGUCUAGAUGUGAAUAAUUAA